AGCUGCCUGACAGGCGUCCCGAGCCCAGAGCGCUGCGAGCGGCGGCGGUCAUGAGCGCCCUGGACCUUGCCCGCGUGGGCGCGUGUGUCCUGAAGCACGCGGUGACCGGGGAGGCCGUGGAGCUCCGCAGCCUGUGGCAAGAACAGGCGUGCGUGGUGGCCGGACUGCGGCGCUUCGGCUGCGUGGUGUGUCGCUGGAUCGCCAGGGACCUCAGCGGCCUGGGCGCGCUCCUGCAGCGGCACGGGGUGCGCCUGGUGGGCGUGGGGCCCGAGGCUCUGGGCCUGCAGGAGUUCCUGGACGGCGGCUACUUCACCGGAGAGCUCUUCCUGGAUGAGACCAAGCAAUUCUACAAGGAGCUGGGCUUCAGGCGAUACAGCGGCCUGAGCAUCCUGCCAGCUGCCCUGGGAAGGCCCGUGCGGGAGGUGGCUGCCAAGGCCAAGGCGGUCGGCAUCCAGGGGAACCUGUCAGGAGACCUGCUGCAGAGCGGGGGGCUGCUGGUGGUCACCAAAGGCGGGGAGCGGGUACUGCUACACUUCGUGCAGAAGUCACCAGGUGACUACGUCCCCCGGGAGCACAUCCUACAGGCCCUGGGCAUCACCGAGGAGGCCAGUUCCAGUGGGCAGGGACCGCCCCAGUGUGGUGAGGACUCGUGUGCCAGGUGAAGCCUCUGAGCACUGCGGCCCUUCUGCUGAGCUCCUCCACCAGUGAGCAUUAAAGCCGUUC
Molecule: messenger RNA, 723 nt
Organism: Sorex fumeus (smoky shrew)
Lineage: Eukaryota; Metazoa; Chordata; Mammalia; Eulipotyphla; Soricidae
Gene: PRXL2B
Product: peroxiredoxin like 2B
Exons: 7
Coding region: 51-662 (203 amino acids)
Source: RefSeq, a predicted model, not a curated record